This is a messenger RNA of Pyricularia pennisetigena, 168 nucleotides long. RefSeq lists its product as uncharacterized. NCBI's taxonomy places the organism in Eukaryota, Fungi, Ascomycota, Sordariomycetes, Magnaporthales, Pyriculariaceae. Bases 1 to 168 code for a protein of 55 amino acids. The transcript has a single exon. The record is from RefSeq and is a predicted model, not a curated record.
AUGUGGACUGACCCUCGCCUCGUGCCGAACAAUUGCCCCGGUUUUUCGACCCCGAAAGUCCCGGGGGAUGGAAUAAAUUGCAGUACCGACCUGAAAGUGCAGGCUAUUAUGCUUGGCAGUCGAUCCAAGGGAAACAGAGUACCAGAGGGAGAACCGGGACCAUGGUGA